AUGUCCACAUCAGCAACAGAAACCACCCCCACAAGCAAAGCUAAGACCGUAACCCUUCAAAACGGAAACGUCUUCAGCUUUAACUCCAACCAAUCAACCGAGCUUGAUAUCAUCCCAGUUAUCGAUGCAUCCCGAAUCUGGAGCGACAAGCUCGAGGACCGGCAGGCUGUCGCUGAUGAGAUACGCACUGCAUCACGAGAGAUUGGGUUCUUCUACCUAAUCAACCAUGGCAUUGAUGGGAAGUAUGCAGAGGGUGCUCUGGAGCAAGCUAAGCGUUUCUUUGCUUUGCCAGAGGAGAAGAAGAUGGAGGUGUUCACUGGGUUGGUACCCAAUGAUGAAGAUCUCAGCGAAGCCUUCAACUGGGCCUAUGACCCUAAAGAAGACCCCGAAGCAGUCGAAGGCUGUGAGGCCUCAGUAAGCAUCUGGCCGUCAGAUGUCCCCGGAUUCCGAGAAGGUCUCUACGCCUGCCACACCGAGCUACUACGUCUAGCACGUCAACUAACUCGCAUCUUUGCACUCGCUCUUCAUCUGCCCGAGAACUCUUUCGACGAGUAUAUCCGCAAGCCAGAAGCCGGUAUGCGUAUCUUGCACUACCCAGAGCAGAGUCACUCAGCAGACGACCAAAAUGGUAUCGGCGCCCAUAGAGACGUCGAGUGCUUUACAAUGGUCACUCAAGACUCAGCCGGCGGUCUUGAGGUGUUGAGCAAGAGUGGUACUUGGGUCAAGGCGAAGCCUAUCCCUGGCUCCCUGGUCGUUAACAUCGCAGACUGCUUCAUGCGACAGACCAAUGACUUCUUUGUUUCUACAGUUCACCGAGUGAUCAACAAGAGUGGUCGGGAAAGAUACUCGGCGCCUUUCUUCUUUGGGUUUGAUAGAAGCAAGCUGUUGGAGCCUGUGGCUACUUGUGUUAGUGAGACGAACCCUAUGAAAUACCCUGUUAUGACUGGAGGGGAAUACUACACAUGGAGGACGAACAAGCAAAAGAGCACCAAUAAUAGGAAUGCACAGGCCUCCGUCUAG
Fusarium coffeatum is the source of this 1020-nucleotide messenger RNA. RefSeq lists its product as uncharacterized. NCBI's taxonomy places the organism in Eukaryota, Fungi, Ascomycota, Sordariomycetes, Hypocreales, Nectriaceae. The record is from RefSeq and is a predicted model, not a curated record. The transcript is spliced from 3 exons. The coding region runs from base 1 to 1020 and encodes 339 amino acids.